This is a messenger RNA of Colletotrichum higginsianum IMI 349063, 1218 nucleotides long. Its product is annotated as N-glycosylase dna lyase. Bases 1 to 1218 code for a protein of 405 amino acids. Gene Ontology annotation, biological process: nucleotide-excision repair; base-excision repair; base-excision repair, AP site formation. The record is from RefSeq and is a predicted model, not a curated record. Gene Ontology annotation, molecular function: damaged DNA binding; 8-oxo-7,8-dihydroguanine DNA N-glycosylase activity. Gene Ontology annotation, cellular component: nucleus. The transcript has 3 exons. Lineage: Eukaryota; Fungi; Ascomycota; Sordariomycetes; Glomerellales; Glomerellaceae.
AUGUCUGUCGCCCGGGUGACUGAAUGGCGCAAACUGCCUCUUAGUCUGACUGAGUUGUGUAUCGACACGACUUUGCGAUGUGGCCAAUCGUUCCGUUGGCGCAAGAUCAAGAAUGAAUGGUGCUGUACACUAUACGGCCGAAUUUUGUCGCUGAAGCAAGAUCCAACUCACCUGCAUUACAAGGUCACUUGGCCUGCGAAGCCAUCUUAUCCGCUCACGCCCCCGGUGGUUGACAACGAACUCGACGGCGACGACACCGAGAAGCUGCUGCGGCACUACCUGAGUCUCAAGCUAGAUCUUAAGUCUCUGUACGAGCAAUGGUCCGCGGCAGAUCCGAAUUUUCGCAAGAGGGCCCCUGAAUUCGGCGGCGUCCGCAUGCUGAGCCAAGAUGCAUGGGAAGCCCUGAUUUGCUUCAUUUGCAGUAGCAACAACAAUAUUUCGAGGAUAUCACAGAUGGUUCACAAGCUCUGUAUACAUUAUGGACCGCUCAUAGGCCAUAUUGGAGAUGAGCCGUUCCAUGACUUUCCACCACCCGAAGCCCUAACGGGUAGCUCGGUAGAAGCGCAUCUGAGAGAGCUCGGCUUCGGCUAUCGGGCGAAGUAUAUCGCGCAGACGGCGUCGAUCAUUGUGAAUGACCGGCCCAGGGGCUGGUUCGAGGGCCUGACGAACCCCGAGAACCCAUGCUUCAGAAAGACGCCAGAAGGCUCUCGGUUGCCUCAAAGCACGUAUAAAGAGGCACACGAGAAGCUCCUCCAACUAGCCGGCGUCGGGCCCAAGGUAGCCGACUGCGUCUGUUUGAUGGGACUGGGUUGGGGCGAGGCUGUGCCGGUGGACACGCACGUCUGGCAAAUCGCCCAGCGGGAUUACAAGUUUGGCAAGACCAAGACCAAGACGUUCAACAAGCCCAUGUACGACGCCGUAGGGGACCACUUCAGAGAGCUGUGGGGUAAGUAUGCGGGCUGGGCGCACUCAGUUCUAUUCACAGCGGACUUGAAGACGUUUUCCGAGCGGACAGUGAAGAAAGAAGAGGAGGGAGAGGGGGUGACGGCGAAGAGGGAGGCUACUGGUGACAAAGACGCGCCGGUUCUGGGGACGAAGCGCAAGGUCGUGAAGGCGAAGGUGGAGGUCGAUGUUGAUCACGAGGUGCCACGGACGGCGUCUUUGGAGUCGUCGCCGAAGAGAAGGAGGACUCGGUCACAAUCACGAAAGACGACCUGA